Messenger RNA from Aphanomyces invadans, 1908 nucleotides. RefSeq lists its product as hypothetical. Bases 1 to 1908 code for a protein of 635 amino acids. The record is from RefSeq and is a predicted model, not a curated record. Gene Ontology annotation, molecular function: ubiquitin-protein transferase activity. Lineage: Eukaryota; Oomycota; Saprolegniomycetes; Saprolegniales; Verrucalvaceae. The transcript is spliced from 13 exons.
AUGGCAGAUAUCUCGUCGCUCGUGUUUGUCUUUGUCGUGUUUGCGGUCUUCACAGGCGUGAUCUACCUUUUUGCACACUACACGAGCCGGUUCAACGCAGCCUCUGGUCUGCGCGAUCCGUUGCUGCGCGGCAACGCGUUCAUGCCUGGCAUCAAGCGCGAAGACGUCGAAAAGCUGUACGUCGACGGUGGCCGCUUUCUCGAGUACAUCAUCAUCGAUUCGUCCAGAUUGCUGGAAGCGCCGCGAUGGGAAUGCUCGGUCUGUGAGUUCUACAACUUCACGACAAAGCUGCACUGUUGCCUCUGCGGCACGUUGAAAGGUAUCUCAACUAAUGGCACCGACGACAGCACACCGAUCGUGUCGCACAGUCGGAGCACAAGUAUGUCCCAGCUUCAGCGAACAGGCUCAACACUGCGUCGAUUCACGUCACAAAUCGUCGCGGCCGUGUUUGACCACGUUGUUCUCCCUGAGGACUUGACCGCCGUGCAGCGAAGCGCACGCAUGCGAAGGCAGUGGUCUCGAUCGACCACUCAUGCAACAGGCCAUUGGGUGCGGAACUUUGUAAACAGUCCCUUCGCGUCGGAAGCAUUUGUCGUUCAGCUCAACCCACCGUCGUCAUCCGUCAAACUCACGUCGUUGGCGGAAUCCCCCCGCGCCGUGUCCCCGCUGGGCAGCCCAUUCAUGACUGCAAGUGCUCCUGCAAGCGGGUUCUGUGGCCCUGCCAUCGCGUGGGUUCCAGUGCAAGACGCCAACCUACACAUGGUGACCACGACAGGGUCGACACUGGACCCGAGUGUGUGGGCCACACUGACUCACCUCGCCAAGCUGCCGUUUUCACUCAAGUACGGUUGGUUUCUCGACCAAGCGUCGGCGCUCGUGACUCCCUACGAUACCCUCCACGUCCACUUCAAGGUCAACCGGCCUCGGCUCGUCGUCGAAGCGCUGGAAAACCUGAGUGCCUCCAAGUCAAUGCACUUGGCCCACGGGCUGCUCAGCCCUGCCGCGGGCUUGUUUGUCCUGUCGAACCGUGACGAUCAAUCCUACGGAAUUAACGCGGACUCGGCCGCUGCAUGUACCGACGUGGAUCAUCUCACGGCAUUCCACGCGGUGGGGCGAUUCGUCGGCCGAGCUCUCUUGGAAGGGCAGAUGCUGCCGCUGCACUUGAGCCCAGUUUUGUUUAAGGCCAUGCUAGGCGUCCCCAUGUCCCUCGAUGACAUCGAGCAGUUGGACCCAGUAGUGUACAAGAGUUUAAUGUUUGUCCUGACGCAUGACACUGUCGACGACCUGGCGCUAACGUUCUCUGCCACCGAGUGCGUUGGCUACGGCCGUGUGUUGGAAGUGGACUUGGUCGACGAGGGCCGACGCAUCCCAGUCACGGAAGACAACAAGGCACUGUACGUCCAGCGGAUGGUGCGCUACCUGUUGUUCGAUCGCGUCGAGGGGCAGCUGGGCGCGAUGCUGAAAGGACUCCACCAAGUCGUGCCUCCUGAAAUGUUGGCCGUGUUUGACUACAAAGAGUUUGAGCUCAUUCUGUGCGGCCUCUCCGACAUUGACGUGAACGACUGGAAAGCCAGCACCGUGUCGUCGAGCAACUUGAAAGCCCACGCCGUGCUCGUCUGGUUCUGGGAAAUCGUCGAGAGUCUGUCGACUUCAGAUCAAUCCAAGCUCCUCCAGUAUGCCACGGGGUCGUCCCGGGUCCCCGUCCAAGGCUUCAAAGGGCUCACGAGCUACGACGGCAAGAUCUGCUACUUUACACUGAAAGGAAUCGAGUACACGCCAGGGCGGUACCCCGUCGUCCAUGCAUGCUACAAUCGCAUCGACCUGCCGCUGUAUCCAACAAAAGCCCUGCUCCAAGAAGCCUUGACGAUGGUACUGCUGUCGGACCCGACGGGAUUCACCAUCGAAUAA